AUGUUCGCCCGUGUAAAGAACGGGGCCUAUCCGGCCACCGGCCAGCCUUUCAAAGUGUCCGACCAAAUGAGUCCAAUUCGUCAUAGUGACAAUGAUGAAACGAAAAUCGAAUGGUGGGGACGGACGCCCGGAAUGGCACAUUGUACUAUAUUUGAUAUCAAUUCUGAGAAACACCCUCACGUUAUAUUCGAGGCGAGGACGAAGGUGAACCGAGGGUGCGGCAACAAGCUGGACUACAACCGCAAGCAAAACAGACGCACGAAACACGUGGAGUUCGUUCAGACCAUGCUAACAGACGCCACGGAAUAUACAGGGAGAACGAUGGAUUGGUGGAAAAGCGGUCUGAGUUCCCGAGGAAUAAGAAGGUUCAAACGGGAUGUUCGAGAAACGACUAAAUAUAUUGAAACAGCUCUGGUCAUUGAUAAAGCUAUGUUUGAUAGACGAAAUGGCAGCACUCGAUCCGAAGUCGUUCAUGACGCUAUCCAAGUAGCCAAUAUCGCUGAUUUGUACUUCCGUACCCUGAACACUCGUGUGUCUCUGGUGUACAUCGAGUCGUGGCAGAGCGCUGACCAGGCGGAUAUAGAUAAGAAACAGGACAUAACUAGAGCCAUACAGAAAUUUAGCGACUACUCUGCAAGAAAACUCUUCACAAUUGAGAAAGAUACGACCCAGCUGCUGACGGGGCAAAACUUUCCUGGAUUUGAAUCUGGCAUAUCAGUUCCCGACACGAUGUGUACUGCCAAGUCUGUGGGCAUCUCAGUUGAUGGGAACACGUACGAGCCUCAUCUCCUGGCCGGCACCAUGGCACAUAUGAUAGGACACAAUAUUGGCAUGGGUCACGAUGACGGUCGGGAAAACUGCUUCUGCCGUGACUGGCACGGCUGUAUAAUGGCCCAGUCUAUCGUAGGGUUAGAAAACGUGCAACCUUACAAGUUCUCCGAAUGUUCCAAGAAUGAUUAUAUCAACGAGCUUAGAAUUUCACAAGGCCUUUGUCUGCUCAAUAAACCCAAUGAGUUGGUGGUACAUCGACAAUGCGGUAAUGGAAGAUUGGAUGAAGGAGAGGAAUGUGACUGCGGCACCAUCUCGGAAUGUCAACACAUGAACUCCUGCUGCGAUCCUUUUACUUGCAGACUUACAAAGGAAGCUCAGUGUGCUGAGGGUGAAUGCUGUGAGAAAUGUCAGCUUAAACAUCGUGGUAUUGUUUGUCGGGAAGCGACGAAUGAGUGUGAUUUGGAAGAGACUUGUACCGGUCUUUCUGGAGCUUGUCCAAGUGAUGCUUACCGAAAGAACGGCGAGCCUUGCGAAUCUGGUAAAGGGUAUUGUUUCGCUGGUCAAUGUCCUACGCUGUCUACACAGUGUGAGAAAAUCUGGGGCCCUGGAGCGAAUGGCGCUGAUAAAGAGUGCUUCGAACAGUUCAACUCUAAAGGUUCGAUGACCGGACAUUGCGGGAAAGAUUCGAGUGGAAAUUUCAUGAAAUGCGAAACUGAGAAUGUUAGAUGCGGUUCUCUUCAGUGUCAAUCCGGGAACAGAUAUCCAGUUGUAUCAGGCAUGGACGAUUAUUACACCAGGACUGUUAUCACAAUUAAAGGCCAAGAGUAUGAUUGCAAAGCAACAACGGGUGUUCCUGACCUGGCGGAUACAAUGCGUCUCGGGUUGGUUCGUGAUGGCACUCCGUGUGGUGACAACCUGAUCUGCGUCAACCAGACCUGCACAUCCAUCUUCCCUUACAUAGACCACACGAAAUGUCCCACGGAUCAUAACAAUAACGAAUGCUCGGCAAAAGGGAUGUGUUCAAACCUGAACAAGUGUGUGUGCAACCGUGGCUGGACUGGACCAGACUGUUCACAGCCAGAUGCUCUUCCUCCAUCACCAACUCCUGGUAUUCCCGAGAACACAACAAAGGCUGCGUACAACAUGACCAAGAAAGAGACACCGUACGAGAACUACCACGGCUCGAACACGGUGUUCCUCGUGGCGGUGCUCAUGUCUGUGGUAGGGGGGGUAUUCAUAGUAUUUGCCCUGAGCGCUCUCUGCUACAGGUCAGUCGUAGUACACAAAAACUUCUCCCUGUGCCUAAGGAAAAAGAGCACUCUGCCCAAGUACGAUCCGCCGUACGUGAAAAAACCGAUCGCUAAAAGCUUCGCGGCUGGUUCAACAACAUCCAAUAAUUCUCAAGAGGAUAUAUCGCUAGAUGGAGGGAAGAUGCACUCUUUUAAUAACACAUUCAGCCGAGGGGACUCCCAACGAGUUAUCUUCAGACACGGGAAUCACAUGUCAGGAGCUGGCACCACCAGCAGAUAUCCAGAUCAUAAACAAAUGAAACGUGUACACUCCGGCAGUGAAGACGAACCGACACACUCUGGAGAAGAAGAUAUAGCCUUUAUAGAUGUAGCACCUAAUUCGAUGGCCAAGUUGCCUGAAAAGGGUAUUUUGAAGAAACACGGUUAUGGAGCAGUAGACGGGAAGGAUAAAUGGGCUGAAGAUUCUCAAUCAGAACAACUAGAAGCUGGUUCCCAAUCCGAUGGUCAGGAACAUACGGGCGCAGUGGCUGACAUGGAGUAUAAGUUUAAGGAUCUAAACGGCUAUCACGAAAACAUAAUAGUAGCGCUUAAAACUGCAGCCGCUCAACGAGCGAGUGCAGGACAGGCAGUUGGUUCAGGGGACCUUAGAGCUUUACAGGAGUAUGAAUACAAACGAGAAAGAGUGCCCAGCGCAGAGAAAAUACACGAAACAGAACUCCGAAGACAAAGAGGUGAUGAAGAAGAAGAUGAAGCGCCACCUUGCGGGCCCAUCAGGAUCAGGAACUUAGAAGAUUUAAUAAGACAACUGGAACACCAUUCCAGCAGACAUAUGAGUCCAUCUGGGUCUGAAGAUAUUAGAAUGUCAGAAACUGAAGCCGACCGACAUUAUAGGAUCGAAGGCGAGGUGCCGCCUCGAUGCCGUGGCCGGAUCCCUCCUACUGAAGAGGAGGCUCGUUUCGGUUACCCUCGGUUCAGGGGUAGCACGCGUCAUCACCCCGCUAUGUUCGGUCCACCGGCUACCUCCCCGGGCCUGCUGACCCAUGGGUCUCUAGGGCCCCACGGGUCUUUAGGGCCCCACGGGUCUCACCCACUAGGGCACGGACCUCUUCGUGCCCCACCCGACGAUGACGCCCUAUAUGAAACCGCUGAUGCGGAAAGAUUACGGGAUGCCCCAGACAGCGAGAGUGAUGAAUUUAUUCAAGCUCAACAACAGUUAGCCCGGUGGGCGAGUGAAGAGGCUGUCCCCGGCCGCGAGUACUUCCCCUCGCCCCGCUCCCCGCGCUCCCCGGCCGGCAGCUCUGCCAGCGAGCUCCCGGCCGCCUUCCCGGAGUACAAGCACUGA
Messenger RNA from Danaus chrysippus (African queen), 3363 nucleotides. Lineage: Eukaryota; Metazoa; Arthropoda; Insecta; Lepidoptera; Nymphalidae. The record is from the annotation of a GenBank genome assembly.